CAGGACAACAUUUAUACCUGUCGAUAAUUGCUGAGCAAUCAGAUCUUGUGUUUGUAAAUGACUUCUUCUGUUCAACAGUCUCCCAAGUCCAAAGGUCAAAUAUAAUAUUUACAAACAUAAUUAUCACAUUUGAUAAAGAUAGUAUUUCAUUAUCUCAAAUAAUGUCUCUGAAUUAUGAUUUCUUAAAGAUUAAAUUCUUCUGCAUCACAUCGAUAUUAAACUGCUGUUAAUUGAUAUUGAUAAAAAUAAGAUUGUGCACAUGAUUGUUAUUUUUCAUCGAAUCAUGAAAUCGUUGAAUCUGUAGAAAGAAUUGAGCUUUUCAAAACAACUGGUUUCUCUGCUGCUCACAUUUUCUUUUCCUGUAAACCUGAGGCACAGACGUGUCCUCUAGAGAAUCACUGACGUGUCCUCGUAGAGAAUCACAGACGUGUCCUCUAGAGAAUCACUGACGUGUCCUCGUAGAGAAUCACAGAUGUGUCCUCGUCAGUGCUCCAGGACACGUCUCGUCUGGAGGACAAACCUCAGCCUCCUUGUUUCCCUGACUCACUUACAUCUCCUCCUCCCUGACACCUUCUGUUUGCAGGGACACUUGGUCCAUCAUGUCUCACAAGUACAGACCGCCUGACUCCGACCACAGACCGGAUCCUGCUGCGUCCUCUUCAGAUCGCCGUCACGCGUCGCUGGACCAGCACGGCGUCCGGCUGCCGCAGGCGUCCUUCUCUCUCCUCCCGUCCUCGUCCUCCUCCAGAGGCUCGGCCCAGUGGUGGCAGGACGGAGCCCUCAGCCUCCUGAGCAGCUGUGGUCUGGAGCCCAGCGACCUGUCUCUGCUGGCCGAGCUGCCGGAGGACGUCCUGACGGUGGAGUCCCUGCCUCAUGUCCUCCAUCAGCUCAAAGGAAAGAGGGGGAGCGCCAACCCUUUCCCCACCAACGCUCCUUCCUCCUCCUCUUCCUCCUCUCAUCCUCCCAGCUCCUCCUCCAGAGACUGGGAUCAGCUCCGCAGUCCCCCGGUCCGGUACCCGCUGGGUCAGGUUCCGUCCCGUCCUCUUCCGUCUCAGAAGGUUCAGGACCACUGGGGGAAUCCCAGGAGCCGCGUGGACGUCCACCACCGCCCGGGGCCGUCUGAGUACAGACAGACAGGUUCAGUGUCCUCAGGGGACAGACCCUCUGUCAGGUCGGCACCAAACAGCUGGACUUGUCCUUCCCGUGUCUCUGAGUCAGGAUCAGGUUACAGGUCGGCUCCUCCCCCUCAGGGCCGACGCCCCCCCGAGGGCGAAGGCUCUUCCAUCAGGAGCAGCCGGCUGGUCGCCAUGCCCUCCAGGACAGAAGCCCUGGACUUCCACGGCAAGCCGCCGCCGGCGUUCCCGUACUCGUGCUCUCUGUGUGACAUCACUGUGCUGUCGGAGAGGGUUUGGACCAAUCACAUCCACGGCACGGGUCAUGCCGACGGGCAGCUCCGCCUGCUGCAGCGGUGUCCUCGGUGGGACUGUCGGAUGGAGACGGUCAGCAGGGCUGACAACCAAUCAGAGAAGAGUAAGGAUGAAGAAACGCCCACCCGACCGCCUCAGUCGGCCAAUGGGAGCCAAAAGUCUCACUGGAAUCCCCAGUGCACGAAGAAGACGUCGGACAAGAGCAAAGUGGUGUGUGUGAAGUUUCCAGCUCAGUCUGUGGAUGAGACGUAUCUGAGGAAUCUGACUCAACCGUUUGGAAAGAUCGUCAAGAUCCUCAUGUUUCCAUCUCUGGCGUUUGUGGAGCUGGGCUCCGUCGACCAGGCGAAGGAUCUGGUGAAAUUCCACAUCAACUGUCCUCCAACUGUGAAUGGAGAGCAGAUGGAGCUCAGCAUCUCCAACACCUUCAGCUUCCUGCAGAGCUCUCGGGUCGUGAGCUUCACUCCGGCUCCGACAGGAGAAGAAGGCCGAUCCGAUCUGAUCAGCAUCGUCAAACGCUUCGGCCUGCCGCUCUACACCCUGUUCCUGCCGUCUAUGGCGUUUGUGGAGAUGAAAAAUGCUCCUGAGGCUCAGAAGCUGGUUGAUUAUUAUUCUGCCAAAACUCUGAGGAUCAACAGCGACCUCGUCAAAGUUUCCCUCUCUGGAGAAUACAGGAGCCUCAUGCGAGUUGCUUCUGCCACGAGGUACGAGGAGGAAACGCCUUCGACCAAGAGGGCGAGGAGUCCAAGCCGAGAGCAGGAGGACAAGAUAGAAAACCAGAGCAAAAGACCCAGAUCCAGAGAAAGAUCUAGAGAUGAGUCCAGAGCAAAGAGGUCCAGGUCCAUUGAUGAGUCCAACAGGGAGAAGAAGUCCAGGUCUCGAUCCAGAGAUAAAUCCAAAGAGAAGAGAUCCAGAUCCAGAGAAAAGCCCAGCAGCAGCUCUUCUGGUCAGAAUGGAUCCGGAAAACAGACGGAGGAACCAGAAAAAAGUGAGAAACUCGACUCUGACCCCAAACCUGAACCUGCAGACCCCAGACCGAGUGAAGAAGAAGAAGAAGAAGAAGAAGUGGAGUCGUCUGCUGAGGACAGCGACAUCGAGGGGAUGGAGGUGAUCGGAGAGGAUGUUGAGAAUCAGAAUGAUGAAGACGUGGAGUCUGCUGAGGAGGAAGAGGAGGAAGAGGAGGAAGAGGAGGAAGAGGGGCAUCCAGCAGAGAGAACUGACUCGACACAAGAAGACAAGGAAAAUGUGGUGAAGGAGGAAGAGGAAGGGAAGCUGGAAGAGGAAGACUCCACCAGAGAGAGGGAGGAGUCAGCAGACGAUGAGGAGGGACCAGAUUUCCCUGUGGACCUGGAGAACUGCAUCACUCUGGAUGAACUGGAAGAAGAAGAAUCCGAUGACUCAGAGACGGCAGCUGAACCCAAGUCUUCGACCACCAGAGUCGUUUUCUUCCAAAAACUGCCGCCGCGUUUGUUCACCGACGCCGAGUUCGUCCAACUGGUCAAAGGAGUCGGAACGCCGCUGCGCUACUUCCUGAUUCGCCGACAGCAACAGGGUUUCAUCGAGAUGUCAUCGUCUGCUGAAGCGCUGAACGCCGCCCGAGUGCUGAACCGUAAAACUUUCCUCGGAUCCGAACUCUUCGUCAACAUCUCCCACGAAAACACCCGACUGGACAACUGGCGCCACGUUCAGUCGGACUCGGACACGGAGAAGAGCGAGAGUCAGAGCAGCAGGACGAGAGACAGGCUCAGCAAAUCCAGAACCUCAGACAGAGAAGAGGCCUGCAGGAGAGAGUCCGGGUCCAGAAAGACUCCAGAGAGAGAGUCAGGAUCUAGAACGCCUCCAGAGAGAGAGUCGGGACCCAGAAAGACUCCAGAGAGAGAGUCAGAAUCUAGAACGACUCCAGAGAAAGAGUUGGGACCCAGAAAGACUCCAGAGAGAGAGUCAGGAUCUAGAACGACUCCAGAGAGAGAGUUGGGACCCAGAAAGACUCUAGAGAGAGAGUCAGGAUCUAGAACGACUCCAGAGAGAGAGUUGGGACCCAGAAAGACUCUAGAGAGAGAGUCAGGAUCUAGAACGCCUCCAGAGAGAGAGUCAGGAUCUAGAACGCCUCCAGAGAGAGAGUUGGGACCCAGAAAGACUCUAGAGAGAGAGUCAGGAUCUAGAACGCCUCCAGAGAGAGAGUCGGGACCCAGAAAGACUCCAGAGAGAGAGUCAGCAUCUAGAACGACUCCAGAGAAAGAGUUGGAACCCAGAAAGACUCCAGAGAGAGAGUCAGGAUCUAGAACGACUCCAGAGAAAGAGUCGGGACCCAGAAAGACUCUAGAGAGAGAGUCGGGACCCAGAAAGACUCCAGAGAGAGAGUUGUUGCCAGAGGGGGGUCAAAAAGAACAGAAGUUGAAAGGAAACGUGAGUAACAACAAAUCUUUGCCGGAAAAAAGCCUGAAGUCACAAAAUGAAAGGGAGGCGACGGAGAAAGACACUCCUGAAAAAGAACCAGCGAUGGAUCCUGGGGAGACUCCAGAGUCGGAGACGAGUCCAGAUCAACCCCACACUGAACAGAAACCUGCGGAUUCUGAUAAUGCAGUGAACCUGGAGCAAGCACCUGAAGGGGGCGUCGCUGAGAAACCCACCAAACCUGUUGGAACAAAGUUUGUUCGGCCGGUCGUUGGUUAUUUCUGUCACCUGUGUCAGGUGAUCUACGCCGACGAGGAUGAAGCCAAAGUGCAGCACUGCAGCAGCCUGACGCACUACAGGAAAUACCAGGAGAAGACGGGAAUCGAUCCGUGGACGAGCUGAAUUCAUCAGUUCACUGAACACAGUCAGACACUAAAUGGAUGAGUCCCUUUGAAACUCUACAUUACCCAGAAGUCCAGAGCAGCUGUUCUGCUCGUGGACACUUCAGCAGGUGUCGACGGUUUGAAACCAGCCUCAGUGGAAACUGAUGUUUUUAAAUAAAAUACUUUGAUAUUUAA
This is a messenger RNA of Platichthys flesus (European flounder), 4396 nucleotides long. RefSeq names its product matrin-3-like. The coding region runs from base 600 to 4220 and encodes 1206 amino acids. The transcript is spliced from 21 exons. The record is from RefSeq and is a predicted model, not a curated record. Gene Ontology annotation, molecular function: zinc ion binding; RNA binding. Lineage: Eukaryota; Metazoa; Chordata; Actinopteri; Pleuronectiformes; Pleuronectidae.